GAAAAUCCCAAAAGACAGGCCCUAAAAACACGGGAUUUAAAUUUUACAUUCAGGAUCCUUUGUACUAAACCCUAUACACACACUGUUACCCUCAAGAAAUACUAUUUGAUUUGGCUUGGCUCCAAAAUUCUUCAUUUUUUUUUGUUUCUUGUUCCUGUUUUGAAUUUAGAAUCCCCUGUUUCUUGGUUUCACUAAACAAAGUAUUUGAUUUGGGUUUGCUUCCAAAUUCUUCAUCUUUUUGUUCCUUGUUCAUGUUUUCAAGUUCUUGAAUUUAGAAUCCCCUGUUUCUAGGCUUCAUUAAACAAAACCAUUUGAUUUGGUAUUGCUUCCAAAUUCUUUAUCUCUUUUUUUUUUUUGUUCCUGUUUUCAAUUUCUUGAAUUUAGAAUCCCCUGCCUCUUGGUUUCACUAAACAAAGAUAAGAGAAGAGUGAACAGAGCAUUUCCUGCAACAAGAAGAACAAGAAUAGAGAGGUAGAAGAUGGGUAGGAAUCUCAGUCCAAUAGUUCGGCAAGAAUUGGCAAAUCUUGACAAAGAUGCUGAUAGUCGUAGAUCGGCAAUGAGAGCACUGAAAUCAUAUGUGAAGGGCUUGGAUUCUAAGGCAAUCCCACUCUUUCUUGCCCAAGUUUCUGAAACCAAAGAAACGGGUUCUUUGUCUGGCGAAUACACUAUCUCACUCUAUGAAGUUCUUGCCCGUGUCCAUGGAGUCAACAUUGUUCCUCAGAUUGAUAGCAUCAUGGCAACCAUUAUCAAGACCUUAGCUUCAAGUGCAGGGUCUUUUCCUCUUCAACAAGCGUGCUCAAAAGUGGUGCCAGCAAUUGCCAGAUAUGGCAUUGAUCCAACAAUGGAGGAGGACAAAAAAAGGCAUAUAAUUCACUCUCUUUGUAAGCCACUUUCAAAAGCUCUCUUGGGUUCGCAGGAAAGCCUUACUUCUGGGGCUGCCCUUUGCUUAAAGGCUCUUGUAGACUCGGAUAAUUGGCGGUUUGCUUCAGAUGAGAUGGUAAAUAGGGUUUGUCAAAAUGUAGCUGUUGCUUUGGAGGACAAAUGCACUCAGACAAACUCACAUAUGGGAUUAGUCAUGGCUUUGGCUAAGCAUAAUGCUUUAAUAGUUGAAGCAUAUGCAAGAUUGCUUAUACAAUCUGGAUUGCGUAUUUUGAAUGCUGGUGUUGUAGAGAGUAACUCUCAGAAAAGGUUGUCUGCUAUUCAAAUGGUCAAUUUCUUGAUGAAGUGUUUGGAUCCAAGAAACAUUUUUUCAGAGGUUGACUUGAUAAUUAAGGAGAUGGAGGAGUGCCAGUCUGAUCAGAUGGCUUAUGUGAGUGGGGCUGCUUUUGAAGCUUUGCAGACUGCAAAAAAAAUAUCCACAGAGAAAGGAUCAAAAUUUGAGAAGAGUCCUGGUUCGGUUACUGGCUCAAACUUUGGUAGGGGAGAGCACAAAGGAAGGAGGACUGUAACUAGUGCUGGAAAUCUUUCUCCAGCAUCUAUAUCACCUGAAUCACAGACACUUGAUUCCUUUAUUGAAUAUGACUCUUUGGCCGAGUCGCCUAUUUCAACUACUGAGAUUUCUCAGAAUAUGGAGUUUGACCGUCAGAGUGUGAACCGAAAACUUUGGAGACAUGAAAAUGGAGGGGUGGAUGUAUCUCUAAGAGAUGGCUUCUUUUCAGAUUUGGUUCAUGGAAGUCCAAUCCAUGAUGCAUUUCCUGGUCACUCUGGGCAUCUUGAACUUGCUGAAAAUGGAGGAGAUCACACUGAAGACUUUGCGGGGUUCUUGCAAAGAACUCCUAGAAAUGGACUCAGGAGUACCACUCCCAGUCCUCAGAGGUCACGUUCUCAUAUAAAUGUUGACAACAUUAGCAUCUUCACAACUCCAAGAAAGCUCAUUCGCUCUCUUCAGGAUCCAAAUGAUGUGGAUUCAGACAUCUAUGAGAAACUAAGUCCACGCUCGAGCAAAUUUGAUUACAGUCCAAAUAUGAAGUUCAAUGGAAAUGGCUUUCAGCGUAAUGUGGAAUAUGAGGUUGAAGAUAAUAGAAACUCAUAUGCUGGGGAGGAACAAUUCCUAGAUACUUCUGAGUCAGUGUCAUCAACAGAUAAUGUUCUUGUUGAUAGCGACGUGCAAGUGUCUACUGAAGUGGUAAAUGCAAAUAAAGAUGAUACUCCAAGGUUUCCCAACAGAAAGGGCCAUCGAAAGAAUUCUUAUGGGUUGAUUGUUGGCCUGUCUUUUGCUCUUCUUGCAGUUUUUACCUCAUUAAUGUUGACUAUGUUAAUUGAUGGUCAGAAAGGAGGAGGUCAAUAUCUUGUUCCAACAUAACUAGUUCCUCGUUGUAUCAAAUAUUAGUUCAUUGCUGAGAAUCCUAUGUUUUUUGUACAAUAUCUAGUCAGUUCCAACAAUUAGUUGGAUGUUUAAUGUGCUUGAUAUAGAUCAUUUGUUUAGCUUGUCAGAAAACGAUUUCACACCAUUUAGAUGUUUGAAUGUAUUUUGCAAUGUUCUUGUUCAAGUUUAAA
Messenger RNA from Hevea brasiliensis (rubber tree), 2496 nucleotides. Its product is annotated as protein SINE1. Gene Ontology annotation, molecular function: microtubule binding. The record is from RefSeq and is a predicted model, not a curated record. The transcript has 3 exons. Gene Ontology annotation, cellular component: microtubule. Lineage: Eukaryota; Viridiplantae; Streptophyta; Magnoliopsida; Malpighiales; Euphorbiaceae. The coding region runs from base 479 to 2302 and encodes 607 amino acids.